GUAAUUUGUGAGAACUGUAUAAAGGCUGGAAUUACAAUUGAAGAUGCAGGGCAGCGUGCUGAAGGAUGUUUUUGCGGGAAACCUCGGGGAGCUAGAUGGCGUAACUGGUGCUCCCCACCUUUCAAAAACGCUGAGGGCGACAACACCCCCUUUCCUGACAAAAUUUCAUUUAAUCCACGCCGUUUGUUUUUCCAUUCCUUCGAUAACGAAAAUGAGAACCCAGUGGAACAAUUUCUUGAUUAUCUUCUUCACCAUGGGUCACAGCAAAUGCUAACAAUUUGUAUAGCACACAAUGGUGGAAAAUACGACUUUCAUCUAGUGCUUGAAGCUUUACACAGGCGCAAUGAGCCCCCAUCAAGAUUAUGUACAACGGGGCUUAAAAUAUAUUCAAUGAAGUUAGCGGGAAACAACAAAAGAAAAGUUUUAUUCAAAGACUCGCUCAAUUACUUCAAUUGUGAGCUUGAUGCUCUAACAAAAAUUUUUUCUAUGCCAGAAGAAGUAGCAACAUCCAAGCCUUUCUUUCCUUAUCUUUUUGUAAAAAGGCAAAAUCUUCAUGAUAGAAUUCGAGGACUUCCUCCACUUCAUCAUUAUCAGCCUGAAUAUAAAAAUUCUGUGAAAAGAGCAGCACUUCUCGAAUGGCACCAACAACAAUUAAAUGAUCGAAAUACAAAUUUCCAGCUCCGUGAACAACUAAUCCUUUAUUGUGCCAAUGAUGUUGCUAUUCUCCGCGAAGGAGUGCUACGAUUUCGACAGCUUAUUGGACAACACACGCAGAAGCUGGAUCCCUUCUUGGAAGCAUCAACUAUUGCUGGUCUAGCUCUCAUAACUAUGCGCAGAUGUUUCUUGCCUGAGAAUUGGCUCGUCCAUUCCCCUGAAGGAGGGUAUCUGAGAGGAAGGCGUGCCUCUGCUGAAUCGCAGCGUUACAUCCGCUUAUUCGAACAACAAAACCCUGAAGCAGCAGGAAAGGUUCAGCAUGCACAAUGGGCCGUGGGAGAAGCACACGUGGAAGACUGUGGGUAUAGAUUGGAUGGUCUUUGGCAACGAUCUCCCCCACAGCGCCCACUGGCAAUUGAAUAUAUGGGUUGUUACUUCCACGGUAUUUUAAAAUAG
Messenger RNA from Meloidogyne enterolobii, 1110 nucleotides. The record is from the annotation of a GenBank genome assembly. Lineage: Eukaryota; Metazoa; Nematoda; Chromadorea; Rhabditida; Meloidogynidae.